AUUUUAUUUUAGGGCAUACUUCGAUAAUACUUUCUUAUAUCUAACAAUAAGUGAAUUUAUUCUUCAAAAUAAUUUCCAUUGUAUUCAACAAAAUAUCCUUUACAUAUAGGUUCAAAAUCACCAUUCUGACUUUCCUUUGAAAUCUACGUAUCUGUGAACGUAUGACGUGAAAUUUCGAAAUGUCAUAUUUAUUUUGUUCUUAGAUAAUAUAGAAGAUAAUAUAUUUUAUUAAUUCUUUUCAUUAAUCAUGCGAAAUACAUGAUAAUUUUUUUGAAGUGGUAAAAGACUCUUCAAACUCGACUCUUCCUUCAAACCGGUUUUUCUUGAAUAACAUCAAGAAAUAAAGAAAUAAGAGAAAGAGAUAGCAAGUUUCAGUUGGUUCAUUGCAUAGUGAGAUCAGAACUAGUUAAUUGAUGGAUUAGUUUUCAUAUCUUCUCAACAUAUCAAAAUUUUAACAAAGAAUCCUUAUGCACGCUAUAUUAAACAGUAUAUUAAUUUUUAUAUUAAACUGCAUAUUAGUCUAUUGUUCUAUUUCAAAUGUCAAGAUUAAUUAUUUUUCUCUUUAUAACUAUAAUUCAUUUAAUUUAUGGAUUGGACAGUAAUAUGAAUUUUCAAUCAAAAUAUUCCAGAUAUGAAUUCAUUUUACGUAAGUGUAUAGCCAGUGCUCAAUUAAAUAGGAAACACCAAAGUAAAGACAUAUUAAAUACUACUUUAAAUAAACCUAUUCAAGAUUUGUUACACAAGCCACCAUAUAUUUCAAUUGUAAAGCCAGAGAACAAUUCAACUUUCCAACAGGUACAAACUCUAAAUUUGAAAUUGAAUAAUAGUCAUCCAUUUAAUAAUUCUAAAAUAAACCAUAACAAUGUGGAUAUGGGAAGCUAUUUUACGAAACAUAUAAAAAAUACACCUUUAAGGACUUUGAACAUUAAAACUACUCAAAGUUUAUUGCCUAUAUUUACAAAAAAAAAUUUGUUACCUGAAUUUAAAAAAAUCACCAGUAAAACUACAAAUUCAUCCAGCAAUAUUAUAGUUAUUAAAUCAGCAAUAUAAAUGUUAAAACAUCGUGAUGAUAGUUAUGUUCUGAUGUAAAAGAAUACACAUAUAAAAAAACACAAUAUUGUAAUUAUGUUUAUUGUUAAUGUCAUCAUCGAAAAAACAAAAUUAAUAUGUCAAACAUAACAAAUUGUUUAUUAUUGUGAAGACUGAGCUUGUUGAACUGUUUCUGGUAAGGUUUGUAAUUCUACCUAUAAAAAGUAAAAAAAUUAGUUAUUUGUACCUCACAUGUAUUUAGGAAUAAAUAAUUUAAAUUAU
Frieseomelitta varia is the source of this 1311-nucleotide messenger RNA. RefSeq lists its product as uncharacterized. The coding region runs from base 538 to 1050 and encodes 170 amino acids. The transcript is spliced from 3 exons. The record is from RefSeq and is a predicted model, not a curated record. NCBI's taxonomy places the organism in Eukaryota, Metazoa, Arthropoda, Insecta, Hymenoptera, Apidae.